UCUGUGGUAGCCUGGAUUCAAUUACCAGAGUUACCGGUUCAUUUCUAUCAUCGAGAGAUCCUAUUUUCACUUGGGAACUUGAUUGGGAGGACAAUCAAACUUGACUAUCAUACAGAACAUCGUCAAAGAGGCAAGUUUGCCAGAAUUGCGGUAGAGCUCGACAUGACUAAACCGCUACCCACCAGAAUCUGGCUCGACGACUUCUGGCAAGUGAUCCUUUAUGAGAACUUGCCCACAAUUUGCUAUGAAUGCGGCCGAAUUGGACACCAGGAAGAGGCUUGCCCUCAGAACGGGAACAAACAUCAAAGCUCAAACUUGUGCCUACAGGAAUCUUCUCCGCAAGACCACUCGUCGGCGAACUCCCAAGAACCUCCGGUGGGUUUCGGCACCUAG
This is a messenger RNA of Linum tenue, 393 nucleotides long. Lineage: Eukaryota; Viridiplantae; Streptophyta; Magnoliopsida; Malpighiales; Linaceae. The record is from the annotation of a GenBank genome assembly.